AGCUCCAUCCUGCAGCUAGCUCUCAUAAGGGGUGGAAGCGUCCAGCUGCUCGGUCACAUCCACAUCAGCGAGGAGAACAAUGGGAGUCGACGUCGAGACACUGAGGCAUGGCGACGGGAGGACUUUCCCGCAGAGAGGACACCGGGUGGAAGUGCACUACGUCGGCACGCUGACCAACGGAAAGCAGUUUGACUCCUCCAGGGAUCGGGGAAAGCCCUUUGUUUUCAAGCUGGGAAUGGGAGAGGUCAUUCGUGCUUGGGAUGAAGGUGUAGCUAGGAUGAGUAUUGGUGAAAUGGCGAGGUUGACCUGCUCGCCGGACUACGCGUAUGGCAGCGGUGGAUACCCUCCCGUCAUCCCACCCAAUUCUCCUCUCAUCUUCGAAGUGGAGCUUCUGAGAUGUGGAUUUUAAAUGUUUAAGAUGGUGGUUUGUUCUCAGUUUGUUUUAUUGUUUUUUUUUUGCAUUCCACCCACAUCUCUGAGACAAAUAACUGCUUAAUUAAAGGUGCUGUGAGUUGCAUUCACAUUAAUGGAUAAAUCAUGUCUUAAGUAAUUUUCAUAUCAUCGAUAAUUGAGACAAUGUCUGGACAAAUGAUCGUGGUAAUGGUUGUUAAGAUUAAAGGAAUCAUCCAUUAUGGGAAACAUUCUUCUUUGCAUUUGUUCAGUGACUUAACGAGAGGUGGCGGUGGUUCACCUUGACAUUGGUUGCCAUUUGCCAAUAAACCAAAUGAAGUGAUGUGAACAGAUGAUCGUCUUCAAUAUCAUUUCUAAAGCUCAAUCAUGAACACGUAUCCUGCGUAAAGCAUCCGGAAACCAAAGUGGUGUUUUGUGACUCGUGCCUCCUUGAUUGCGUGCAGCUCAGCAAAUCUGCUCCUUUCUCUGUCGGGAAGAUGUCUCCCACAAUGUUGAAUUAUUCCUGUAAAUCGUCCAAUGUUUUUAAACCAGCGGGAUUUAUUUGGUGUUCAUUCUUGUAUUUCCUGUAGAAUCUUUCACUUAAUCCUUUAGGUGUCACAUAGCACAAAUGUACUUGAGAGCAAAAAAUUAGCUUCAGAAUCAGUGAUCCAGUGGCACUUAUCACAUGUUGGUAGAUUCCAGUCGUCUUAGCGAACAUCUUAUCUGUUCCUAAGUAUUUAUUACAAUGUCUUAAAAAUUGUAAUGAUUUGUAAUGUCAAAAUGCUAAUGUCACACCUUUUAAUAAAAAGCUUAUUUGUUUUUA
Messenger RNA from Limanda limanda (common dab), 1213 nucleotides. Its product is annotated as peptidyl-prolyl cis-trans isomerase FKBP1A-like. Gene Ontology annotation, molecular function: peptidyl-prolyl cis-trans isomerase activity. Lineage: Eukaryota; Metazoa; Chordata; Actinopteri; Pleuronectiformes; Pleuronectidae. Bases 80 to 409 code for a protein of 109 amino acids. The record is from RefSeq and is a predicted model, not a curated record. The transcript is spliced from 4 exons.